AUGAACGGCUACGGCUCCCCGUACCUCUACAUGGGCGGCCCGGUGUCGCAGCCGCCGCGGGCUCCGCUGCAGCGGACGCCCAAGUGCGCCCGGUGCCGCAACCAUGGCGUGCUGUCCUGGCUGAAGGGCCACAAGCGCUACUGCCGCUUCAAGGACUGCACCUGCGAGAAGUGCAUCCUCAUCAUCGAGCGGCAGCGGGUGAUGGCCGCGCAGGUGGCGCUUCGCCGGCAGCAGGCCAACGAGAGCCUGGAGAGCCUCCUCCCGGACUCCCUGCGCGCCCUCCCGGGGCCGCCGGGCAGCGCCGAGCCGCCCGCGCCGCCGCCGGGGCCGCCGCCCUGCGUCGCUCCGCCGCGGGCCCCCUCCGAGCUGGCCGCCGCCGCUGCCCUGCGCUGGGCCGCCGAGCCGCCUCCCGCGCUCCCGGGGCCGCUCCCUAAGGCAGACGUGAAUGAGGAGCGGCUGGGUGAUGCUAGUGGAGCAGACAAUGCUGAGACCUACAGUGACAAAGACACAGACCAAAGGAGUUCCCCAGACAUGACUAAAACCAAAAGUUGCUUCACCCCUGAAAGCCCUGAAAUAGUUUCAGUGGAUGAGGUUGGUUACGCAGUUCAGAAAAAUGGUGGGAGCACAGAGAGCCGUCCAGAGAGCCCCAAGUACCACCCAGAGCAGAACCACCUCCUGAUAGAAGGUCCCUCUGGGACAGUUUCUUUACCUUUCAGUUUGAAAGCCAACAGACCUCCGCUUGAAGUCUUGAAAAAAAUCUUCCCUAACCAAAAGCCAACUGUACUGGAGUUGAUCCUGAAGGGGUGCGGCGGUGAUCUGGUGAGUGCUGUAGAGGUUCUCCUGUCCAGUCGGUCUUCGGUGGCCAGUGGGGAGAGAACUACUGCAGAGUCUGAUGGUCUUGUCUUGCCUUCCAGUGGGCACAUUUUUGAGCACACGCUGAGUUCGUACCCUAUUUCCUCUUCCAAGUGGUCUGUGGGCUCAGCAUUUAGGGUUCCAGACACACUGCGGUUCUCUGCUGAUUCCAGUAAUGUCAUGCCAAACCCUCUAGCCGUACCUUUGCAGCACCCUUUCCCUCAGCCACCACGCUACCCGCUGAUGCUGAGGAACACUUUGGCAAGAAACCAGUCCAGCCCGUUCCUGCCCAACGACGUCACCCUGUGGAACACCAUGACGCUGCAGCAGCAGUACCAGCUGCGGUCCCAGUACGUCAGUCCUUUCUCUAGCAACUCGACCGGUGUUUUCCGAAGCUCGCCUGUCCUUCCUUCCCGCUCCUCAGAAGAUCCUAGGAUCUCAAUCCCUGAUGACGGGUGUCCUAUUGUGUCUAAGCAACCGAUUUACACAGAAGAUGAGUAUGAGGAAAGGUCUGAUUCUUCAGAUUCAAGAAUACUCAACACAUCUUCUUAGACUGACAUUCGACAUGUGAUAGAGAAGUGAUAACUUGCAGUGCAGCUGAACUACUGGGCCCUAAGAGGAGGGACAGGUACUCUACAAAACCCUCACAAUUGUGUUAAAAAGCGACUUUGCUAGGUAUUGUACUAUAGCAAUAAAGACAUAACUUAUUUAAUUUCUUGCACUUCACUGGAUAAUGCCAAAUAGCAAUACUCUGGCUUUAGUGCUGAGUGUGUGUUACAAAGGAAGACUUCAUGGCUGUCAGUUAUGGGACUCUGGAAGACUCAUAAUGGAAACAGAAACCCAAGGUCUGCUUUGUUCCUUAACUCAGAAAAAUGGGGAUGUUAAACUAGAAUAUUUGAAUGCUGUUUUAUAAGAGAGAACUCCUCAGGACACAAGAAAACAAACAAACGUAGUUCAAUUGCAAAUGGACUAAACCAGUGACUUUACAAUCUAAUGCUAGUGAUCAUCCUUGCAGUGAAAGAAAAGGCAGAAGAAAGAAAUAUGCACAUGAAACUAGCAUGAGCUGCUUCUGUGCCAUUUGAGCUUGUACGCUUUUCAGAGAAAUAUUAUUAAGAGUUAUUCUUUUCCCAUUGCUAGGUCAAAACGUGUAAUGUCAGUGUAAAACCAAUUACAGCUGUGAAUUGCAUGAAGUGUAUUGUGAAAUGAACACCAGAUUAAGCAUUG
Molecule: messenger RNA, 2076 nt
Organism: Strigops habroptila (Kakapo)
Lineage: Eukaryota; Metazoa; Chordata; Aves; Psittaciformes; Psittacidae
Gene: DMRT3
Product: doublesex and mab-3 related transcription factor 3
Exons: 2
Coding region: 1-1404 (467 amino acids)
Biological process (GO): regulation of transcription by RNA polymerase II; male sex differentiation
Cellular component (GO): nucleus
Molecular function (GO): RNA polymerase II cis-regulatory region sequence-specific DNA binding; DNA-binding transcription factor activity, RNA polymerase II-specific; protein binding
Source: RefSeq, a predicted model, not a curated record